Molecule: messenger RNA, 1146 nt
Organism: Periconia digitata
Lineage: Eukaryota; Fungi; Ascomycota; Dothideomycetes; Pleosporales; Periconiaceae
Source: the annotation of a GenBank genome assembly
CAUCCAUUUACUCCGGCCUCAAUAAACAAACACCAAAUUACAACAAAAAUGGCACCUCAAUUCGAGCCUCUCAAGAAUGAUCUCAUUCUACGAACAGCAAGAGGUGAGAAGGUCGAGCGACCACCCAUCUGGGUGAUGCGACAAGCUGGCCGUUACCUGCCCGAAUACCACGAAGCCAAAGGCAAAAACGACUUUUUCGAUUGCUGCCGCUCGCCUGAAAUUGCGUCGACUCUUACCCUCCAACCCAUUGAAAGAUAUGCAGGGCUCAUCGAUGCCGCUAUCAUCUUUUCAGACAUUCUCGUGAUACCACAGGCAAUGGGCAUGGAGGUGAUCAUGGUGGACAAGAAGGGGCCGCAUUUCCCAGAUCCUCUGCAGACCCCUGAAGAUCAGCAGUACAAGGAGAUAAUGGAGAGAAAGGUCGACGUCAAGGAAUCGUUGGACUACGUGUACAAGGCCAUUACACUCACCAGACAGAAGUUGGCAGGAAGAGUGCCUCUCAUCGGCUUUUGUGGGGCACCAUGGACGCUGCUGUGCUACAUGGUUGAGGGCGGAGGCACAAAACUAUUCAUACAGAGCAAAACUUGGGUGUUCAGACACACUGAAGAGAGCAAAGCGUUGUUGCAGAAAAUAGCCGAGCUCUGCGUAGAAUACCUGGCCCUGCAGGUCCAGGCCGGCGCACAGAUGCUCCAGGUGUUCGAUUCGUGGGCCGGCGAACUCUCUCCUGCCUCGUUCAAGACCAUGUCGCUCCCUUAUCUAACGUAUAUUGCUGAUAACGUACCAAAGCGUCUCGCUGAGAUGGGCCUCGAGCGUGUACCCAUGACGGUGUUUGCGAAAGGGGCGUGGUACGCGCUGGAGGAUCUUUGCGAUACCAACUACGACACCAUUGGCCUGGACUGGCUCCACGAUCCGGCGGAGGCGUACAAGAUCGCUCGAGCAAAAGGAAAGACGCUACAAGGUAACGCCGACCCCGGUGUGCUGUACGGUGGACGUGACGCCAUCACGGCUGUUGUCAAGAACAUGGUGGCCGGUUUUGGCGGAGGUAAACAGGGUUGGAUCGCUAAUCUGGGGCACGGGAUUACUCCAUUCGUGAAGCCGGACGAUCUCAAAUUCUUCUUCGAGGAGAUUCACAAAUAUACUACAGCAUAG